GUUAGGGUUAGGGUUAGGGUUAGGGUUAGGGUUAGGGUUAGGGUUAGGGUUAGGGUUAGGGUUAUUUUUGUACUACCUCUUGGCGCCCGAGAAAAUACAUGGCUUCUAAAAAUAUACAAUUGGCGUCUGAGUAUCUACAGUGGCAUCUGAAAACCUACAAUUGGCGUCUGAGUUUCUACAAUGGCGUCUGAAAAGCCACAGAUGGCGUCCUAUUAUCUACAGCUCGGCGCCCGUAAAGCUACAUGCUACCCUAAAACCGACAUGUUGGCUCCUUUUCAUUUUACUCCUCUUAAAAGUAGAUUUCCUUCAAAGUUAUGGGCUGCCCAUUGGUUUUUACAGUGCUCGACCACCAGCACCAAAAAACUGAGGGUGAAGUGCAAAAAACUACCCCAACAUAAUGAGCAUCCAAUCCCGCUACUACCAGACACAUCAUCCGUUAGUGUGUCAGCUGGAUCAUCAUCCCUGUUCUGCAGUACCAGCGAUCAAGCGGCGAGGGUAAAAUUCACCCAGGAAGAGAAGGAGGCAGUCCAGAAGCUUUUCCAGAGCUGGAUAGAAAAGGGUGACAUGCCUCGCAUAGGCGUGGUGAGGGACAUAGUUAAACAAAAUAAAAAAGUAGCAUGUUGCCUCUCUAACCGAUCAUUUCUCCAAGUGAGGGACAGAGUCCGCAAUGCAAUAAAAGCUCAAACAAAAUCUACGUCUAUGUAG
Molecule: messenger RNA, 705 nt
Organism: Strongylocentrotus purpuratus (purple sea urchin)
Lineage: Eukaryota; Metazoa; Echinodermata; Echinoidea; Camarodonta; Strongylocentrotidae
Exons: 3
Coding region: 181-705 (174 amino acids)
Source: RefSeq, a predicted model, not a curated record